Molecule: messenger RNA, 933 nt
Organism: Oikopleura dioica
Lineage: Eukaryota; Metazoa; Chordata; Appendicularia; Copelata; Oikopleuridae
Source: the annotation of a GenBank genome assembly
AUGGAGGAUGUUAUUUUUUGCGAUGAAAAAGACCGCUUCAUGAUCAAUAGCUCAAAUUCUGUCGAUGAAAUCAUCAAAAAACUUGGAGAUUUUGAAGGAACACGAGAAAUCUGGCUUGGAAAUGAGUUUCUUGCAAGUGGAAUCGAAGAUCUAGAUGAAUACAUCAUGUAUGCUAUUCUUAGCGACGGUCCAAAUGACAAGCCCGCGUAUAAAGCUGAAUUUUUUACUUUUGGAAGGACUCAUUGGAUGGGCCUUCGUUUCACGAAUAUUGAAACAAAUGAGGAGUAUCCGAUCUAUAAUUAUGGUCCCACCGAUGAAGCAACAAGAGAGUAUUUCCUUGCCUUUCCAAACCAUCGUUCUGGAGGACACUGUAUACGCUCUGUGAACCGCGAGGAAUUGGACAAGUGGAGCACAAGAAUCUUUACCAUUUGCAGGAUGAAUGUCUUAGUUGACAGAGAUAUUGAAGCUUAUACUAAUGCGACGUUUGUAGAAAUUGAUGAAGCAAUAUUAAAUGAUGCAGCAAAAGCUCUGGACUAUGGACUUUACGGUUUCUACCAGAAUGCCUAUAAAAGUAGAUGUUCCUCUGGAUCAAUAGAUUCUUACGACACGAGCACAUAUCCUUUCGAAAUCGAAACUGCGGAAGAUUUGAAAAUCCACGCUGAAUUAAGGAAGAGGCUAUCCACACUAAGAAACGCCAUUUUUCGCCUCAACAUCAUAAGACAUCCAAAUGGCUACUUCAUUCAUCCAGAUGGACGACUGGUUGAAAUUGACCUCUCUUUGUAUACAAACUGCGAUACGAACCUCUUCCGACUCAAAGAUCUCCUGACUAUGUCCGUUACAAAAGAACCUGACGAAGCAGCAAGGUUUUUCUUUCGACGAAGAUCAAAGUACGACGAUGUCAAAUACUAUUCUGCUUGUUUUGAGGGGCACUAG